AUGUCCCAAGGAAGAAGAGCUGCUGAGAGACUUGCCGGUAAGACCGUUUUUAUCACCGGUGCCUCUGCUGGUAUUGGUCAAGCCACCGCUCUGGAAUAUCUAGACGCAUCUAACGGGAACCUAAAACUUAUUCUAGCAGCCAGAAGACUAGAAAAAUUAGAGGAACUGAAGCAAACGAUCAAUAAAGACUAUCCUGAUGCCAAAGUGUUUAUUGGCCAAUUGGAUGUAACGGAAACUGCAAAAAUUCAAUUAUUCGUGGACAGCUUGCCCGAAGAAUUCAAAGACAUAGAUAUUCUGAUCAACAAUGCCGGAAAAGCUUUGGGAUCUGACCCCGUAGGCACAAUUUCGUCACAAGACAUUGCUGGCAUGAUGGAUACCAACGUUUUGGGAUUGAUUAACGUUACACAGGCAGUGCUACCCAUUUUCCAAGCCAAAAAUUCCGGAGACAUCGUGAAUUUGGGGUCCGUCGCUGGCCGUGAAGCUUAUCCAACGGGUGCAAUCUACUGUGCCACAAAACAUGCGGUCCGGGCGUUCACUCAAAGUCUUCGCAAGGAAUUGAUCAGCACCAAGAUUAGAGUCAUCGAAAUCGACCCUGGUAACGUGGAAACCGAAUUCUCUAUGGUUAGAUACAAGGGCGACACCGAUCGUGCUCAGAAAGUCUACGAAGGAACUGAGCCCUUGGUGGCCGAAGACAUUGCCGAUUUGAUUGUAUACAGUACCUCCAGAAAGGCUAACACGGUCAUCGCAGACGUUUUGGUCUUUGCCACCAACCAGGCCUCUCCAUUUCAUAUCUUCCGCAAUUAA
Messenger RNA from Lachancea lanzarotensis, 804 nucleotides. It is a transcript of the gene ORA1, whose product is annotated as LALA0S01e11672g1_1. Gene Ontology annotation, molecular function: oxidoreductase activity. The coding region runs from base 1 to 804 and encodes 267 amino acids. The transcript has a single exon. Gene Ontology annotation, cellular component: cytosol. The record is from RefSeq and is a predicted model, not a curated record. NCBI's taxonomy places the organism in Eukaryota, Fungi, Ascomycota, Saccharomycetes, Saccharomycetales, Saccharomycetaceae.